UCCCCUUUUCAUACCUCCUUUGGGCCUCAUGGGUGACACUUUGUGGCUUUAGGCUGCAUAUAAGCUGUGAUUCAAGCACCCAUCUCGCUCUCGCAGGUAUUCGGUUCCGUUUGUUCAAAAAGGCUUAAACAGCGCAAUGUUCCGAAAAAAUGAGAUUAGUUAGAUGAUGGCCAGAAGACUUUGGCAGGAGAUCUCAAUUAAUUAUACUCAUCUUGACGUUCAAUAAUGAACACACCACCUACACUUUUUACGAGGGUCUUGGGUUGAUACAGGGUAACCACUAGCGUGGGGCGUUGGUCUUGAUCUCAAUUGAGUUGAACUGCGAACAUAGCUUCACUAAACCAUCUUCAACUCUCAUCUGAAGCUUCAAUAUGAUGCACUCAAAUUAUUGACAAAAUGGAAUGAGCUGAAUCGCCUAGAAGAAAAGAUACCAUCUCUUUCAUAUAUAUAUACACCGGCGAAUGGUCAGAGUCAAUCUCAACAUCUCUGAUUAAUACCAGAUAAUGACCCCAAGUUCAUCAUGAUUCAAGGCAUCUUUUACGCCAGAUUCUUCCCCCAAGAGGGCCCCAAGAUCGUCGCACAGUCCCCCGCAGGCUGCAUAACCCCCGUCGAAGGCUCAACCAAAUCCCCUCUCAUCGACUUCGACGUACUCCAUGAGUACAUCAUUCCUAGACAAGCCUUCUGCAAUCGCUAUCUCACCAUCAACACACCAGACGGAAAGUAUACUGUCCUAGGAUACCCAGUUGUUAUUCCUCACACCAAGUAUCUUCGAAAUGAGUUCAUCUUCAACUUCGGCCUCGUGCUCGACGCUGAUGUCGAUCACGUUCCUUAUGAGCGCGUCGUUCGUGGUCUAGCCUCUACCUUUUCUGAGAUGGAAAAACAGAACGAGUAUCUGAGCCAAAAUGCAGAGACUAAAGGAUCUGGGAGGAGACCGAUUGAUAGUUUGCUUGAGAUUGUUAAGGAGGAUUUGGACAAUUAUGGAGAGUGCAUGAUUCCAGUUGACGAAGCCAAUACUAUCAACAUGAAGCUCUUCCCUCACCACAUGGAUCCUCCUAGGGUUCGAGGCUGGCAUGUCCCUGUCCCAAAAGCCAAAUUCUCGGACAUUAUGGAUCCGACCUGGGAUCUCACCCUUCAGAAAGUCAUAUCUCACAUCGACGGUGUUUCUGAUGUUCGACGUAUCGCUCACGCUGCUUCUGUCUCUCUUGAGCUAGCAAAAACUGCACUCCGCCAUCUCCUCUACUACGACACUAUUCUACUUCUUGACAUGUUCUUUUUCACGGCAUGCUACGCUCCACGGCCUGGGAUUCAUGACUUUAUCCGAAAUGUUGACGGGAUGGUUGAUGAGUGUGCUGCAUAUGUAUCUCACGGACGCGGCCUUGUGAGCAACUAUCAUCUUAUCAAACUCAUGUCCACCUUUGCUCCUGGAAAAUCCGUCAUGGAAUGGCUCAAGGGGCACCAAGACACGGGAUUCGAGGUCCUCCGCUUCGUUGACGUUCGCAGAUUUGUUCAGUUCGGCGUCAUAAAAGGUUGCAUAUACCGCGUUCACAAAUUCGUCGUCUCUAAGCAAUAUCUUGCCGCCUUGGCCUCUGGCCAAAGCCGGCCUGUCCCAGGAGGAGAUCCACUGCAGAAGUAUACGGAUGGCUGUCACCACUUUGACCAAAUUAUCACAGAGCAGAACAUGACGGACAGUGAAAUUAUGGAGAAACUCAAGAAGUUGCCAGUUCCAAAGGGGGACUUGGCAGUCUUUUAUAGAUAGAUCCAGUUUCAAACUUUUAUACCCAUCAUUUUUAACAUUUUACAUCAUAUCUAUGGUAUCAUGCAGAUUACAAUAUACUACAGUGUUAUGUUACACGGCAAACACAAGCCGAUCCUGCG
Messenger RNA from Fusarium odoratissimum NRRL 54006, 1875 nucleotides. RefSeq lists its product as uncharacterized. The record is from RefSeq and is a predicted model, not a curated record. Gene Ontology annotation, molecular function: GTPase activator activity. The transcript has 3 exons. Gene Ontology annotation, cellular component: GATOR1 complex; vacuolar membrane. NCBI's taxonomy places the organism in Eukaryota, Fungi, Ascomycota, Sordariomycetes, Hypocreales, Nectriaceae. Bases 521 to 1756 code for a protein of 411 amino acids. Gene Ontology annotation, biological process: positive regulation of autophagy; negative regulation of TORC1 signaling.